AUGCUUGUCCUCGCAUUUAUUGAUUUACUAUCUCUCGCCGCAGCUCAGGGUAACAUUACCGCUGGUCUAGCACCGUGUGCAAUAUCAUGUUUGAACAACGCAACCGCAUAUUCCGGCUGUUCAGAAGCCGAUACAGACUCAGCCAUCGCAUGCACAUGUUUCAGUCCCAAAUUCCAGCAGGUCAUCGGCCCCUGCAUCAUGCAUAAUUGCAAUGAAGCGGACUUCGAACUACUUCUCCAAGACGCAACCCAGCUCUGCGCUGCCGUCGGCGGCACCCCAGUCGACAACGCCGCAGCCAUCAGCUCCUUCUCCAACGAAGCUGGCGCGGCUGCGCUCUACACUUCAUUUGAAGCGGAUGGUUUGGCUUCUUCGCGCCUUGCUAUCGCUUCGAGUCAGGAUAUAGCCAAUAGUUUGCAGAUAGAAGAUGGAGGUGCCGCCCCGGCUACGACGACGGGAAAUACGGUGAGUGCGACUGUUACGCCAACAGGUACGAGUAUGGCAGGGACUGGGAACUUUGGGGGUCCGUCGUCGGCUAGGACUGGGACAGCGGCUAUCGCUGCGUUUACUGGGGGUGUUGGUGGUAGAGGAGGCGUGCCUGUGGCUGCUUUUGGGGCUAUUGGUGUGGUUGUGGCUGGGGGCGUGUUGUUGUGA
This is a messenger RNA of Letharia lupina, 651 nucleotides long. RefSeq lists its product as uncharacterized. Lineage: Eukaryota; Fungi; Ascomycota; Lecanoromycetes; Lecanorales; Parmeliaceae. The transcript has 4 exons. Bases 1 to 651 code for a protein of 216 amino acids. The record is from RefSeq and is a predicted model, not a curated record.